Impatiens glandulifera is the source of this 1315-nucleotide messenger RNA. RefSeq lists its product as uncharacterized. The transcript has 3 exons. Gene Ontology annotation, biological process: response to desiccation. The record is from RefSeq and is a predicted model, not a curated record. Bases 166 to 1113 code for a protein of 315 amino acids. NCBI's taxonomy places the organism in Eukaryota, Viridiplantae, Streptophyta, Magnoliopsida, Ericales, Balsaminaceae. Gene Ontology annotation, cellular component: cytosol.
UUAUUUCUUCUCUCUCAAGAAACAUAAUUUUUCCAACUCUUUUCUUACAGAUUUUGACUUUCAAUUUCUACUCCAUUUCCAAUUGAUCUGAAUCAUCUGUUGCCGGAAUCGGAAUCUCUCUAGAUCAUUCGAUCAUCGCGCGGUAUCUGAAUCAGGAGGAUUGUUAUGGCAUCAUCAGAUGAACCAGAGAUAGUUGGAAGGGGUUUUCUUGACAAAAAAGAAGAAGAAGAGAAAGGCGGAUUCAUUGAAAAGGUUAAGGAUUUUAUUCAUGAUAUAGGUGAAAAGAUAGAGGAAACAAUUGGAUUUGGAAAACCAACUGCUGAUGUUUCUGGCAUUCACAUUCCACAUAUCGAUCUUCACAGAGCAGAUAUAGUUGUGGAUAUUCUUAUAAAGAAUCCAAACCCUGUUCCGAUUCCUCUCAUCGAUAUAAGUUACUUGAUUGAUAGCGAUGGAAGGAAAUUAGUUUCUGGAUUGAUCCCAGAUGCAGGCACAAUUCAUGCACAUGGUUCUGAAACAGUUAAGAUACCAGUUAGCAUUAUAUAUGAUGAUAUCAAGAGCACUUAUGCUGACAUUAAGCCUGGGAGUAUCAUUCCUUACAAAGUUAGAGUGGAACUCAUAGUGGAUGUGCCUAUUUUCGGGAGGUUAACUUUGCCACUUGAGAAAACAGGGAAGAUCCCUAUUCCUUAUAAGCCUGAUAUUGAUCUCGAGAAAAUACAAUUCAAGAGAUUCUCUUUUGAAGAAACAACUGCUAUUCUUCAUCUCAAGCUGGAAAAUAAGAAUGAGUUUGAUUUAGGUUUGAAAGAAUUGGACUAUGAGGUUUGGUUGUCGGAUGUUAGCAUUGGAGGUGCUGAACUUGCACAAUCUACCCAAAUCGAUAAGAAUGGUAUCAGUUAUAUUGAUAUUCCAAUCACCUUUAGGCCUAAAGACUUUGGCUCUGCUCUUUGGGACAUGAUCAGAGGAAGAGGCACUGGAUACACCAUGAAAGGGAACAUCAAUGUCGAUACUCCCUUUGGUGAGAUGAAGUUGCCCAUUAGCAAAGUGGGUGGUACCACCCGCCUUAAGAAGAACAAAGAAGAUGGAGGUGAUGAUGAUGACGACGAUGAUGAGGAGUAAGUAGGGAGGGAUGGAUCGCGAAUAAUGUUCGACAUGUGUGUGCCUACAUGGACAAAUUUGACAUGUCGGUUUUGUACUAUUUAUAAGUUGGACCUAACCAAACUCGACUUUUGCAAGACUCUAUAAUUAUGGACGGUUUUAUCUGGUAUGUAGCUAAUGUCUUGACAACAUUUGCUUGCGUGUUGGAUUGUUUGUGUUUUGG